Diorhabda carinulata is the source of this 8847-nucleotide messenger RNA. RefSeq names its product protein nervous wreck. Gene Ontology annotation, cellular component: neuromuscular junction; recycling endosome. The transcript is spliced from 19 exons. The coding region runs from base 132 to 3398 and encodes 1088 amino acids. Gene Ontology annotation, biological process: regulation of actin filament polymerization; neuromuscular synaptic transmission. Gene Ontology annotation, molecular function: protein binding. NCBI's taxonomy places the organism in Eukaryota, Metazoa, Arthropoda, Insecta, Coleoptera, Chrysomelidae. The record is from RefSeq and is a predicted model, not a curated record.
UUUGGUUUAUUUUAUAAAGUAGUUAUAUCAGUACAAGCUAUAUGAUUAGAAGUUAUUUUACAAUAAUCAAGAUUUCAGAGAUUGUUACCUGUCACUUUGACAAUCAAAAAUAUUAGUUACAUUAUCAAUUUAUGAAAUUUAGGAAAAAGAGGUGGCGGUUUGGAUUUGUGUCGUCCUCGGAAGCGGUGGUGGAGAGUUCGGGCGCCGUCGUUACAUCAACCCCCCAUACUUCGCCUAUCACAAGUCACAUAAUCGAUAGAAGUUUCGCUGGUGCCUUUAGUGGAGUUGAUGGCGACGUCGGGAGUUUCAGCUACGACGACGGAAGUUGUAGUGAACGCGUUGUGAAUGAUUGCCCUUCGAAAUUGUGUAACACGGAGCAAACGAUGCAGCCGCCACCAAGAAAGGGCAAUUACGCGAAAUUUUUGAAGAAUCUCCACUCGGAACAAAUCAACAAACUGAUUUUAAAGAAUCAACACGAGUGCGAUCUAUUGGAAGAUAUUAGAACAUUUAUUAUAAAAAGAUCGGCAAUAGAAAAGUCCUAUUCGGAAGCACUACUUAAAAUAUCGUCAGCUUAUUUGAAUAAAAAGAUUCCUAAUAUUCCUGAUAUAAAAUUAGAGGGGGGAGAGGAAAAAUGGAAUAUGUGGAACGUAUGGAGAACCGUGUUGGAGGAAAACGAGAAAUUAGCGAGAGCUAGACUGGCGGCCGUCGAAAUAUUCCAGCAACAAAUUGCGGACGAUGCCAAAAUACUCCGGGCGCAUAAAUUACAAACGGCCAAAAAGUGCGUGGAUCAAUUAGCGCUGGUACAAAAAGAAUUACAAUUGUGUGUACAGGAUGUAGAUAAAACGAAAAAAUUAUAUUUCGAUGAAGAACAUGGGGCUCAUGAAGUUAGAGAUAAAGCUAGGGACAUUGAAGAGAAACUCAAAAAGAAAAAAGGUUCAUUUUUCCAGUCAAUCACCUCAUUACAGAAGAAUAGCGCUAAGGUAUCUUCGAAACGGGAUCAGUUGGAAGAAAAGUCAACAGGAGCAAGGAACGAUUACCUUUUGUGCCUCGCUGCCGCAAACGCACACCAAAACAGAUAUUUCGUAGUUGACCUUCAACUCUGCAUGACAACGAUGGAGAGCGGAGUUUACGAUAAAGUUGCUGAAUAUUUGUCAUUGAUGGGUCGAACUGAACUAUUGACCUGUUCAGCUAUGCAGAAUUCGUUCAGUACUAUCCGUGACCAAGCUAAACAGCUUACUCGCGACUACAAUCUCCAAUGCUGUUAUCUGUAUUAUCCCGUAUUAAAGCAGCAUAUACACUACGAAUUCGAUCCGUGUGACAACGAUCCUGUGGAUCAAAUAACCGCCGAUCACGAUUCGUCAGCGGCGACUUUGAGUAAAGAAGCGCGUCGAUGGGCCACUAAAAUAGCCAGAGAAAAUAAUAACGUAAGAGAAAGCGUUAGAAAGUUGCAGUUGUAUCACGCCCUUAAAGAAUCGGGACAGAAGGUAGAUCCGAAUGAUCCGAACGGUCAUGAUUUGGAAACGAAAAUAGAAGAAAUGAAGCAAGCCAUUAGACGAGCUGAAACUUCCAAAGCAAAAGCAGAGGCGAGAAUCGAAUGUUUACGAGCAGGUGGCGUCAACGUCGACGAAUGGUUACAAGAAGCGGAAACUCUGAACGUACAAGAUAUUCAAAGAUCUACUAGUUCGUUAUCGGACCAUCCUAGUUCGGAUUCUUUCUACGAUAGCGAUUUUGCUGAGGGGGAACCGACGUCAGGUCCGAUAGAAACAAGAGUGGAAAUGGAAAGUAAAGAAGAAGAACGGAGGGAGAGCCAGUCGGAUCAUUACGAAGCCGCUGAAGUCGACGUCAUGCUAGAGCAAGAACGACAAAGAAUAGAACAGUUGACUGCUGGAUGGGAUGACCCGAUUCAGGUUGAUUGGGGUACUGAGGAAAACGUCGAGGAGGGCGAAGGAUUUGUCAGGCAGGAAAAAACUCCUUCAGUGCCGUUGCUCAAGUGUACCGCUUUGUAUUCCUAUACGGCUCAAAAUCCAGACGAACUGACAAUCGUUGAAAAUGAGCAGCUGGAAGUUGUAGGUGAAGGAGACGGUGAUGGUUGGUUGAGGGCAAGAAAUUAUAGAGGGGAAGAAGGUUAUGUCCCGCAAAAUUACUUAGAUAUAGAACGUGAACAAUCAGUUACCACUCCCGGUCUACAAACGCAAAUAUCCUUUUCUUCCGUCGAUUACACAGUUGAUAACGAAGAAGAGAAUGCACAACAGGCAACUGAAACCACUCAGUCUCCCGAACAAAUUUCGGUUAUAUCUAUACCACAAAAAACUCCGGACGGAUCCAUACCCGAAUAUUGCAUAGCAUUGUAUGAUUACGAAGGUGAAGGUGGUGAAGAAUUAACCUUCGAAGAAGGUCAAAUAAUAAAAAUAUUGAGUAAAUGCGCUCACAGUAUAGACGACGGAUGGUGGCAAGGUGAAUUGGACGGUCACAUAGGAAACUUCCCUUCUUUAGUGGUAGAAGAAUGCGACGAAUACGGAGAACCGCUUAUUAACCAAUGGGAUGAAACACCUCCGCCUUCAGCUCCACCUAUUUUCACUCCACCAAACGUGCCCGAUUAUUUACCAGACAAUGAGGAAGGCGACGAAGUGACGAUAUCUUCACCACCCCUCCAGCCUCCUCCAGCUCCGCCUGUAGAAAAACUAGACGAAACAAUCAACGAAAACGGUGAAGUAUACGAAAACGAAACCGUCGAGGAAGAAGGAGACGCAGUAGAAGCAAAAAGCUCUACUAAAUCGUGUAAAAAGAACUUUGCGAUGUCGCUGUCUCGGGACCAACAAUACCAAUACGGAAGUCAAUUUAACGAAUCGUCCGACGCUCCUGUACCGACGAUUGACGUGCCUACGGUUGAAAUUUUUGACGAGAAUUCCCAAGAGGUAUGCCAGGACGAAGGACAAACCGAUAGCGAUUAUGGUUUGUGUGCAGCCCAAAUCGUCAUAACGGCUGCUACUCCUAUGAUCGAAGAGGCUGCCACUCCCUUCCCACCUCCAGAAGAAUCGACAGAUAAUCACAAAGAUGAGACUGAAGAAUCAACGCCGAUUCCGGAAGAAGAAUCGGACGGAUCGAAACAAACCACGCAAAAUCCAUUGUCUGAUGAAAUAAAUUCACGACAAGAAGCAAUAGAAGAUAUGGAGGAGGUGUUCGACGACCACCAUGCCGACACUCCUUUUGUCGUGAGCAGUAGUACUGGGAGUGACGGUGAAACUACGGGACCGAGUACAGCAGAAAAUUCGGUCAGCCAAGCUCCUCCAAUCGAUACCGAACCGAAACAAGUAGUGGGAGGAAGGGCAAGCAUUCCAGACGAAUUAGAGCCGCACCAGUUGGCUCGACUCCAAGACCUCAAAGAAUCCAAUGCCUAGAUAAUAUGUUAAGUCAAUGCGGUUUUAUUUUUCGUAUCAAUGAGCAUCAAUUUUUGAGGAAGUCAUAGAUUUACAUGUGCUUCACAAUAUAAAAACGCAACUCGUUAUCGUCAUCAGAUUCGAUCGCAUUAAAAAUAUGUAAUUGGAUCAAAUAUGUCGAAGUUCAGUGAAAGCGACGAUCUAUUAAUGUAAUCAACGUUUCCGUUAAUUUUUGUUUGACAUUUAUCGCUUCCAGUUGAUUUCAAACCAGCAAAAAAACAUCAGCAAAACUUAAUAUUCUAUCGAUCAAAUAAAAUGAUUAAUGGAACUGUUGAAUAUAAUGAGAAAUAGAAUUUGGAAAGUGAAUUACAUAUUUUUAUUCGACGUUGAUUUAAUUGGAUUUUAGGUAUGAUGAAUCGCGCGUAUAUUUGUACCUACUUUGUUACCUAUUUGUUAGUGUUGACGAUAUUUUCCUGUUAGGAAAUAAUACUAUAUAUUUAACUAGUUGAUUCGAUUGAGUUCUCCUUUUACAUUAUGGAUCAAAUUGAUUCGAAUUGAGAUAUCGUUUCUUACAUGCAUCACUUAACAACUGAGGAGUAUUAGGAAGUGACCUACGAUUUCACCUCGACUCAACUAUUUAGUUGUUGGUACACACAAUGAGAUCUCGAUCAUUCCUCAUUCUUCUCUUCUUUAACCGGCGCUACGGUCCUUUGAGAACCAGGGCCUCCUCAACAAUCGACUCCCAAUCCUUUAUGUCCUGACCACGGUGCCUCCAACGGCGAACCCCUAGACGGAUUAGGUUCGCCUCUACGUCCCCCAAUCAACGAAGGAGCGGUCUUCCUCUCGGUCGUCGUCCUCCAGGUACAUAGCUCUGCGCGGGUAUCGAUCAGAAGGCACUUUAGAGGCGUUACCAAAUCUGGCUUACCAUGCAUCCGUCUCAGCUCAGCAUUCCUCCGAAUCCUCCAAGCAAAAAUCUUCCUCGCAUCAUUUUGUGACUACGGGGCGGAUUAUCAUCUUGUAAAUUGUUUGCUUUGACCUUCGUGCUCUCUGGACUGCCCAGAAGCAUCUGUUUUCCGCGGCAACUCUUGCCUUGAUCUCUGUAUUUGAAUUGGUGGAACACAGGUAAGCGAUGUUCUCGUUCCUUAUUAAUAUAGCAAAAUGAUCAAUCGAAGAGCUCUGGCCAGUGCUCUCCUUUAUAUAGAGGAUAAAAAGAGGAAAAGAAAACGAAGAUACUGCGUUGAAGAAUUAUCAUGGAAAAAAUUUAAGAGCUUUACAGAAUGGGCGGAAGAAGUUUCAACGAAAUCAUUUCAUUAUCUAUUAAGACAGAUCUCGUCAUUUCAAGAGUCCAAAAACGUUAAAACACAACUGAUCUGAUUAGUGAACACACUGUUUACACUACCACUACACCAUAAUUCACAAUUACACUGUCUGGCGUAAGUUUCUAUAACCAAGAUAGCGUCUUCAGAGUCUGAAGGUAAACUAAGUUGGAUAUCGAAACGCGCGUCAAACAGAGUAGUUGAGAAUGUCGGUGUAGUGGUAGUGUAAACAGUGUGUUCAGUAUGAUCUGAUUAGAUCGUCGACUGUUUAGUUGGCUCUAUACGCACUCCCAUUUGAUUUUAUAGAAUUUUCACAAACAACUAAAUAGUUUUGUAUCAGAAGUUGUAUGUAUGCGCCUAGCCUAAUCUCAAAGUUGAUUAUUAUAACUUAAAUCAAUUUCACGGAAUGAAAGAUUGAUUGAUGCUUUAAAAUUUUCUGUUCUGGUCGAAUAUUUUCGAAAUUUUUUGGAAAGUUGGUUAGCUCUUUAUUUUGUUUUCUUUGUCUUUGAAUCCAUUUAAUAUCUAUAUCUAUUUCUUGCUUCUCUUGUCAUCUUUCCAGCACUACAUCUAAAUUUUCCAAUAAAUAUCUGCUUCCAUUUCGAUGUCACUUAUUUGUACCUGUUUUUUUGUACCCUACACAACUGAGCAAGUGUCCAUUCUUUCCAGAGAUGAAAAUAAAAACGCGGCAGCUUUUUAGAUUUUUUGGUUUAAUUUGUACAGUGGAAUCUAUUUAACUGAGCCUUAUAUAUGAGAAACCUCAGCUAUUGAUAAUUAUACUAAAGUAGGUACCGACACUUUUUCAUGAAACAUUUCUGUAACUGGAAAUUUCGAGACCACAUUAACUGAAAUUAAAUUUCAUUUUAUUUAGUCAGUUUCUCUCAACUUUUGUCAAGACCUUCAUCAAAUUUUGGAAACAGGAGAAAGUCUAAUGGUGCUAAGUCCGUACUAUAUGCUGGAUGAUCCGAAACUUCCCAUUGAAAAAUUUCCAAUCGUACUUUUGUUUUUACUCCAACGUGAGGCGAUUCUAAAGAGUAGACCUAAGCUCUAUCGACCACUCAGCACUUAUCGUCGUUUUUCUUGACAAAAGUCUAACAGAAGAAUGAUUUUACGGUUCCAUAAAGCCGUGUUCAUAAUUUUUCAUAUUGAAAUUUCUCUUUUGAAUGUUCGUGGUCUCGGACAGUUGGAUGCUGAAACUCAUUGAAAUGAAGUACUACGCAAUCCACGUUGAGAAACUUGGAAAAAGACAAAAUCAUUUUCUGAAAAGCUCUCUUUCUCUUUGAGCUUCACUACACAAUAAAAUUCCUGAACAACGAGUAUCGAAAGAUCAGAGAAAGAUAUUAGUGAAAUCAACAUCCUCCAGACUAUAAGAUUUGCCAGGAAAGAUGGAUUUCCUGUAAGCAAUACCAUCAUCCGUAACUGCUUUAAAGUGGCGGAAGGACUAAAGUUUGAAAACUUUGAGAGGAGGGAAAAAAUUGUGACACAAUUACAGAAAGGAACCAGAUCAUUCCCGCUCGUUAAAAAAACGAAAAUGGCGAUCAGGUCACGUUUGAAAAUGUUUUGCGUACGGACGAUGACUUACUAGUAACGAAAAACUCAGUGACGACAUUAUUUCUGAAUUUUUAGAAAGCAUGCAGAAAACGUUUAUUAAGUAAGUGAUAAUACUUUAGAGAGAGUGUAUUAAAGUGUGACGCAUAAAAAGCCUUAGACGUCAAUUGUUGAUGAUAUAUCUGAGCAAAUUUAUAAACAUCUUAAGCAACUAAUAACCUAAUAAAACUGAUUUUCUCAAGAUAAUAGUUGUUCAAUACAACAUAGGUAUAUAUUUCCUUUACAUAUGAUUUUUUCGGAAACUGGGUUAAUGAAAGACCUCUAUAAGUGUGAAAUAAGUCCUUUAGAAUUCCAGUUAAAUAAUUUUCACUGAAUUUAUUUUUGGUUUUGUUCCUUUUUGUAUUGUUUUGAGUUUCAUUAUAAUCGAUUUGACGUAAGAGACAAUUCAUUGCAAGGCAAUUUGGUUUGUUGUUAGUUUUCGUAAAAAUAAAUUAGAAAAAAUUCGUGAUAAUUAUCAGAAUUGAUGGUUUCGACAACGUAGCAUUGUAAAAAACGACAAAUAGAUGAAAAAUAUCAGAAAAACUAUUUAUAGCGUAAACGCCGUGGUUAGAGCUUGUUGGUAUAGACAAAAGAGGGCAGAUUAAAUAAUUUUGGUCGAUUUCAAACUAAUUUUAAAAUAUUUGGAUUCUACUGUUAAAACUAUCACUAUCUUAUAUUUUCUUUAACAUACUGUAACGUUUCUUGGUUAAAAGGUCGUACUAUCACACUAAUUACAAAACUACUUACGAUUUAGUAGCUAUCUCUUCACUUUAUACAUCAAUUGAUACCGCCCAGACUGUUUUGUAUCAUUAACCAUUUAUAUUCAUUUUUUUCUAAGUAAGUACUAGCAUUAAAUUUUAGUCAGUCUCGUCUUUGAAAAACAAAAAUCAAAUUGUUGCUAAUCUACAUGGUGGUUCGGUUAGAAAAAAAAUGAUUCCAGUUUCAUAACUACCGCUAUUGACCUCUGAGCAAUAGAUCUCGAGAUAUUUGUGAAAAACUGAUUUUUGUGACCUUUUGACCUUUAUAAUUUUUUUAGCCGGCAGCAUAUCGAUGUCGACUUUUCGCAUCUUCAUUACAACCCCUUAAUUAAGGUGCAUACAAAAAUUCAGCUCAUUUUUCCGCCUAAAAUGACUGGGCUAUAUUGUCAUACUGGAUAAACAACGAUUUUCUUUCCUCUUUAUAUAGAAAAUUGAUUAUUUACAGUGCUUAUUCUUUAAAAUAAAUAUAUUUCGCCGAAAAAAUGAAAAUAAAACACCACACCACUACUAAUAACAAUUUUAUUGUAAGUAACACAAUGUUUGUCCCCCAACACAAUAUGAUUUCAUCUCUAAAUGACUGAAUGAGUUGCUAUUAACAUGAAUAUUUUUCUUACUCUAAUACAGCAGUUUUUGACUGCUCAUCGUAGCAAUAACUGUGCUCUUUUGGCUAAACAAGUGUGUUUUUAGGAAGGCUUCUCGAUUAAUUUAGUCGAAUCUACAUAGAUUUUAGAUUAUGAAGAUAGACUGAUGGCAGUUGCAAUAAUGGGUACCGGUACAUUCCACCAUAAUUUGUUGAUUUGUUUUUUGUAUGUCUAUUUAUCAUAAUUUUAUUAUUUAUUGAUGGCAUGAACAAUUGAAAUGGCAGCAUAUCUCAAAAAUAUAUAGUUUUUUGACGUAAAUUUUAACCAAAAAUUUAUAAAUACAAAAAUUGGGAUUAAAACGAUAGAAAUAUCAUAAGCCGUUAAAGAGAAAUGGAUGUUAUAAAUUCUAUCACAUUAUUGUUUCAUAUGUAUAAACCCGUGUGAAAAAUAAAAAAGUCAAUGAACUUUGAGAAGUUGGUGUAGGUCAGUUUGAAUGAAUGAUUUGCUUUUUUAUUGGUCUGUUUUAUAUUCUAAGAAUGACAGAGAGUUAACAAAAUAUUUUGAAAAUAAUUUUAUGAGAAACAAAUUUAUUCAGUAAACUGUAGACAACUAACUACAUCGAUUGAAAACAUUAAAUUUGAAACAACUCUUUAGAAUAGUUUUUUUCAAAUGUCCAUGUCAACGUAUUUUUCCAAACUACUAGGUAAAUAUCAUCUUUUGUUUGUGUUUAGAGACUUUUAACUUUUAGUUAAAGAUAAGAAAUUCAUUUGUACAUACACGAAACUACCAAAAAGCUGCACAAGAAUUUUAUUGGCCACAUUAUAAGAUUUUUAAUAACUCGUACAUUUGUAACACUACAACUUUUACCCACGUUUUUAUUGUUUUCGAAAUACACCUUAUAGAUGUGUGGUUGUUUUAUCUUAGAAAAGCAUUUUAAACAGGUUUAUUAUUAUACUAUUCAUACUAAAAUUUCCAAUAACACUUUUUAUUGUUUAUAAAACAACAAAACUAGUUGUAUUCUGGGUUUAUUGUUCACCUCUUUUGAAGUUUGAAAGAAAAUCAACAGAUGUCGCUUACUUCGUAAUUUUCGCGAAUAUCGAACAUUUAUAUGUAUUAGGGGGCGUCUAUUAAUCACGUGAGGCGUUUUUAGACAUUUUUUUAGCUAAACCCCUCCCUUGAACGGGUCACGUAAAUAAUGGACGUCCCCUUACAUAUAUAGAGAAAAGAAGAA